Molecule: messenger RNA, 1335 nt
Organism: Leptosomus discolor (cuckoo roller)
Lineage: Eukaryota; Metazoa; Chordata; Aves; Leptosomiformes; Leptosomidae
Gene: LUC7L2
Product: LUC7 like 2, pre-mRNA splicing factor
Biological process (GO): mRNA splice site recognition
Cellular component (GO): U1 snRNP
Molecular function (GO): mRNA binding
Source: RefSeq, a predicted model, not a curated record
GCCUACAUCAAUCUGCAAGGGAGUGUCAGAAAGGCCCCGCAUUCGCCGAGCCGUGACACGACCCGUCAGCGAAUCAAAUUCAGCGAUGACAGAGUGUGCAAGAGCCACCUUCUCAACUGCUGCCCUCAUGAUGUGCUCUCUGGAACUAGAAUGGACCUUGGAGAAUGUCUGAAGGUGCACGACCUGGCAUUAAGGGCAGACUAUGAAAUAGCAUCCAAAGAUCAAGAUUUCUUCUUUGAGCUUGAUGCAAUGGACCACCUGCAGUCAUUUAUUGCAGACUGCGACAGGAGAACAGAAGUGGCCAAGAAAAGACUAGCAGAAACCCAAGAAGAGAUCAGUGCUGAAGUGGCAGCUAAAGCUGAAAGAGUUCAUGAAUUGAAUGAAGAAAUUGGGAAACUGCUGGCCAAAGUAGAACAGCUUGGAGCUGAUGGGAAUGUGGAAGAAUCCCAAAAAGUAAUGGAUGAAGUGGAAAAGGCUCGGGUAAAGAAGAGAGAAGCAGAAGAAGUAUACAGGAAUUCUAUGCCUGCCUCCAGCUUUCAGCAGCAGAAGCUACGGGUUUGUGAAGUGUGCUCAGCUUAUCUUGGUCUUCAUGACAAUGACCGACGACUUGCUGACCACUUUGGAGGAAAACUGCAUUUAGGAUUUAUUGAAAUAAGAGAGAAGCUUGAGGAACUCAGGAGGAUUGUGGCUGAUAAGCAAGAGAAACGAAAUCAAGAACGUCUGAAACGUAGAGAGGAGCGAGAAAGAGAAGAAAGGGAGAAACUAAGGAGGUCCAGAUCCCACAGCAAGCAUACCAAAAGAUCUAGGUCCCGAGAUCGCCGCCGACACCGGUCUCGCUCAGCCUCCCGGGAACGAAAGAGGAGAACUCGCUCCAAAUCCCGUGAGAAACGCCAUCGUCACAGGUCUCGCUCUAACAGCCGCAGCCGGAGUCGCAGCCAUCAUAGAAGCAGGCAUAGUUCCAGGGAGAGAAGCCGAGAACGCAGCUCCAAAAAGAGAUCCUCAAAAGAAAGAUCCUCCAGAGACAAAGAACGCUCAAGAGAUCGUGAUAGAACAUCACGUGAUAAAGAUAGAAGCUCGAGAGAGAGGUCACCGCGGGAUUUCAAAGACAAGAAACGUUCUUACGAAAGCGCUAAUGGCCGAUCGGAGCACGUAACAGACAGCCAGCGGGCAAUUAGAAAAUUUUCUCAUGCUUUGUUGCUCCUGGCUCUGGCUUUUCACCUCCUGUUGCUGGGGAAACCAGUCCCAAAUCACUUCCCUAGGCUCUCGGUGGUGCUGCGCAGAGCGCCACAGGCAAGCAGUGUCCUGGGAAGCGCACCAGUGGAGAAUCGGGAUUAG